CCGCCGCCGCAAAACGGGGCGGAACGGAGACGCCGCCACCCGGCAGCCGCCGGUCGAGGCCUUCCCGGGCCGAACGGAGCGGGAGGGAGGGGAACCGGAGGAUCCGGCGGAGGAAGGGAGCUGCGAUCCGUCAGGCGAACGGCGGGGCGGCGCGGCGAGGCGCGGAGGCCCCCGGAGGGGUCCUUCGGCGACGGGGACGGAGGGAGCGGGACGGCGCCGCGAUGAACCUGGAGCUGCUCGAAUCCUUCGGGCAGAACUACCCCGAGGUAAGCGCCCACUUUCCUACACCCCUUGUCCCUGUCCCCAUCCUGCUGCCAGCAGCAUUCGGCCAGACCCUGACCGCUCCUUCCCCGCAGGAGGCCGAUGGCACGCUGGACUGCAUCAGCAUGGCCCUGACCUGCACGUUCAACCGCUGGGGCACGCUGCUCGCCGUGGGCUGCAAUGACGGGCGCAUCGUCAUCUGGGACUUCCUGACCAGGGGCAUCGCCAAGAUCAUCAGCGCCCACAUUCACCCCGUCUGCUCCUUGUGCUGGAGUCGAGAUGGUCACAAAUUAGUGAGUGCUUCAACCGACAACAUUGUGUCACAGUGGGAUGUGCUCUCUGGAGACUGCGACCAGAGAUUUCGAUUUCCUUCACCUAUCUUGAAAGUUCAGUACCACCCUCGAGACCAAAACAGAGUUCUAGUUUGUCCCAUGAAGUCUGCGCCGGUGAUGCUAACCCUGUCAGACUCCAAGCACGUUGUUCUGCCCGUGGAUGAUGAUUCUGAUCUCAACGUUGUGGCCUCCUUUGACAGGCGAGGGGAAUACAUUUAUACAGGCAAUGCCAAGGGGAAGAUCUUGGUCUUAAAAACAGACACUCAGGAUCUUGUUGCUUCCUUCAGAGUGACAACUGGAACCAGCAACACCACAGCUAUUAAAUCAAUUGAAUUUGCCCGGAAAGGAAGCUGCUUUUUGAUAAACACAGCUGACAGGAUAAUCAGGGUGUAUGAUGGCCGUGAAAUUUUAACCUGUGGACGAGAUGGGGAGCCUGAGCCGAUGCAGAAGCUGCAGGAUUUAGUGAACAGGACCCCAUGGAAGAAGUGUUGUUUCUCUGGUGAUGGCGAAUAUAUCGUAGCAGGUUCGGCACGACAGCAUGCUCUCUACAUCUGGGAGAAAAGCAUUGGAAACCUAGUGAAAAUCCUUCAUGGGACCAGAGGAGAGCUGCUCCUGGAUGUAGCAUGGCAUCCUGUCCGGCCGAUCAUAGCUUCCAUUUCCAGUGGUGUUGUAUCAAUAUGGGCUCAGAAUCAAGUGGAAAACUGGAGUGCCUUUGCGCCUGACUUCAAAGAACUGGACGAGAACGUAGAAUACGAAGAGAGAGAGUCCGAGUUUGACAUUGAAGAUGAGGAUAAGAGUGAGCCAGAACAGACAGGUGCUGAUGCUGCAGAAGAUGAAGAAGUGGAUGUAACUAGCGUGGAUCCCAUUGCUGCCUUCUGUAGCAGUGAUGAAGAACUGGAGGACUCCAAGGCUCUGCUUUACUUACCCAUUGCUCCUGAAGUGGAAGAUCCAGAAGAAAACCCCUAUGGGCCUCCCCCUGAUGCUGUUCAGAGUUCUUUAAGCGAUGAGGGAAUAGGUUCUGAGAAGAAGAGGCAGUCCUCCUCUGAUGGACCUCAGGCACCAAAGAAGAAGCCCAAAACCACCAACAUUGAACUACAAGGAGUACCUAAUGAUGAAGUCCAUCCGCUGCUGGGCGUGAAGGGAGAUGGUAAAUCCAAGAAGAAGCAAGCAGGCAGGCCUAAAGGAUCAAAAGGUAAAGACAAAGAUUCUCCAUUUAAACCGAAACUCUACAAAGGGGACAGAGGUGCUUUACCUCUGGAAGGAGCAGCGAAGGGUAAAGUGCAGGCGGAGCUGGGACAGCCUUUGACAGGUGGUGCAAUCUCAGAAUUGUUAUGAAGACAUUCUUCCUUAUCUUCCCCUGUUCUUUCCUAUAUUGGCACCAUAAUAUGGAAAACAGAUGAAAUGCUCAGUCAGAAUGGACUGACUAUAAUAAGCAGCCUGAUUGUUCAUGGAUUCAGGGAGUGACUUUUAUAAGAAAUGAAUAUUGAAGAGGAAAUGGCCUUCAUUCUUCCUUAAUUGCCUCUUCAUCGAACAGUGUAAGAUGCUGACUCUCAGGUCAUGCAAUUUGCAAAGAGACUUAAUUGGACUGCCUUUGUGUUGUCAUAUAUCACUAUUUCUCAACUGAGCUGGUACCCAACACAUUGCCACUCCAGAGCUUGUCAACCUUUUUUUAAAGUAAUUUUUCUUGUUCCUGGAUUGAAGAAUACCUAAAGUGUAUGGUGUUUAUUGCUGAUACCAUAUGGCUUUGUAUCCUACAGACUUCCCUUUCUUUGCUGUUCGUUUUCAUUUCAGCGAGUUGUAGGUCCUUCUCUGCUGGCUGCGUUACCUUCUCAGCUUUUCUGUUAGUUCAGUGCGAUGUCUUCUAUGCUGACAUGCCUAGUGAAACGCUGCUACUGAUUAUGUGCCAGGUUUGAUUUCAUCUCAAGUGGAUAGAGACGUAAUGUGAAGAAUCAAGACACCCUCUGAAGUCCGCAAAAAAUGAAUCUUCAUAGAGUGGAUAUUUUAGACAUGAAGGAUAACUCUGCUUGUUGGGAAAGGAACAAAGGAGAGUAGCAGUAGAUAAAAUACUUGGUUUAUGUGCUUUCAUCUAGACUGUAAUAUGAAAAGCUGUGUUGGCAGUUUCUUUCCGUCCUUGCAAGUGUUUUUAUUCUGUUUCUUUCCUUUAAGAUGUACUACCAGAAACAAUUGGUUUCCUCCUUUGCUGGUGUAUGCUAGCAGUUACAGAAGAAGCAGAACCAAUAUUUAUCCUAACUGAAACUGUAUUUUUUCAGUAAUCCUUCCAAGACUUAAAGAUGAAAUGAAUAGCAAUGUGAUCGUGU
Cygnus olor (mute swan) is the source of this 2911-nucleotide messenger RNA. RefSeq names its product RB binding protein 5, histone lysine methyltransferase complex subunit (gene RBBP5). Gene Ontology annotation, cellular component: Set1C/COMPASS complex. Gene Ontology annotation, molecular function: protein binding. The transcript is spliced from 13 exons. The record is from RefSeq and is a predicted model, not a curated record. Bases 222 to 1928 code for a protein of 568 amino acids. NCBI's taxonomy places the organism in Eukaryota, Metazoa, Chordata, Aves, Anseriformes, Anatidae.